UGCUUGUAUUGUCCGCAGGGCCCGGCCCUGCCCGCCUUCUCCCAUCUCCCGCCCUCAUGGUGCUGACAAGAAGAGCAACCCGCCUGGCGCAGAGCGCCAAAGUCGCCCAGAAAAUCGAGGGCCGCCCAGAAAACCGAAACCGGCCGCGCACGCCCGCUCAGCCGAGCCCGCUGUCGCCGGCCCCCCCACAUCCCCCGCUGAAACUGUCCUCCCCGGUGCUGUCGUCUGUGUCGUCGCCCAGUGUCGCCAGUGUCGCCAGUGUCGCCAGUGUCCUCCCCCUCGUCCUCCCCCUCGUACGUGCCGUCCCCUUUCUCCGCCUGCCAUCACAGCCCCCGCAUCCCCCGCUCGCCCCGCACCGCUCCCCACCUACCCCGACGCCCCCACAACCUCCUUCAGAGGCCGCCUCGGCUACCCCUGCCUGAACACGCUGCUGCGGGCGCGCAACCCCGCGGUUUUCUGCGCGCGCACGUGCAGGCUGGAGCGCAUCCGCCGCGAGGGCCUCGAGGUGGCCAAGACGCUGGGCCUGCAGAACACCGCGGACCUGGCGACCGUGCUGCGCUGGAACGAGCAUUUCGGCAUCCGCUUCUUCCGGCUCAGCUCCGAUCUGUUCCCGUUCGCGAGCCACGCAGAGGCUGGCUACACGCUCGAAUUCGCCGACGAAGCGCUGCAGGAGGCCGGCCGCGUCGUGAACGCGUUCCGGCACCGCGUCACCAUGCAUCCCGGCCAGUACACGCAGCUCGCGAGCCCGCGCGCGGCCGUCGUCGAGGCCGCCGUCCGCGACCUCGCCUACCACGACGAGGUGCUCCGCCGCAUGAAGCUCGACGAGCCCAUCGACCGCGACGCCGUCCUCGUCAUCCACAUGGGCGGCACCUUCGGCGACAAAGACGCGACCCUCGCCCGCUUCCGCGGCAACUACGCGCGGCUCCCACAGUCCAUCCGCGCCCGCCUGGUGCUGGAGAACGAUGACGUCUCGUGGAGCGUCGAGGACCUGCUGCCGGUGUGCGAGGAGCUGGACAUCCCGCUCGUGCUCGACUGGCACCACCACACGAUCGUGCCGGGGACGCUGAGCGCCGACGUCCGCGGCGUCCUGCCGCUGGCCGAGCGCAUUGCAGCGACGUGGACGCGCAAGCGCAUCACGCAGAAACAGCACUACUCGGAGGCCGCCAUGCGCGGCGCCGUGGUGCCCCACCAGCGGCGCCAUCACUCGGACCGCGUGCGCGCGCUGCCGCCCUGUGCCAGCGACAUGGACUUGAUGAUCGAGGCCAAGCAGAAGGAGCAGGCCGUCUUCGAGCUCCGGAAGCUCCACGGAAUGGACGGGUGUCCCGCGGAAAUCUUUGGGCUGGGAGUACGACGAGAAGCUGCAGGGGUGGUACCCUGAGGGAGAGGAGGGCCGGCUGAAGCGGAGGCGAAAGAGGCGAGUGCAAGCGAGCGCAAGCGAGCAGACCGUGCGAGUGAAGCGAGUACGGAAGCGGCGAGGGAGGAGCGAGCGAGGCGAGCGAUGGCAGGGAAGGGAGGACGCGAGCGGCCGAGCGGC
Molecule: messenger RNA, 1534 nt
Organism: Schizosaccharomyces japonicus yFS275
Lineage: Eukaryota; Fungi; Ascomycota; Schizosaccharomycetes; Schizosaccharomycetales; Schizosaccharomycetaceae
Product: endonuclease Uve1
Exons: 1
Biological process (GO): nucleotide-excision repair; mitochondrial DNA repair; mismatch repair
Cellular component (GO): mitochondrion; nucleus
Molecular function (GO): heteroduplex DNA loop binding; endonuclease activity; deoxyribonuclease (pyrimidine dimer) activity
Source: RefSeq, a predicted model, not a curated record